Podarcis lilfordi (Lilford's wall lizard) is the source of this 16055-nucleotide messenger RNA. The record is from the annotation of a GenBank genome assembly. Lineage: Eukaryota; Metazoa; Chordata; Lepidosauria; Squamata; Lacertidae.
GCGGCGCCACUUUCCUGCAUAUUCAUGAGCUUAUUUAUUAUUCAUGAGCUUUCGCGGGCUUUUUGGUCACGUGAUUCCAUUUCGCGCGGAAUUCGGGCUGCAUCCGGCGCUGUGAACAGGAAAGGGGGAGCGGUGAAGAAAAGCGGCAGAGAUGGCGGUGAGUAGGCGCUGGACUCGGGGGCUGCACACGAUUGCAUUGCGGGGGGUUGGGCUAGAUGACCCUGGGAGUCCCUUCCAACUGAUUCUAUGGUUCUCCCGGUUGACGCUGAUAAGAGUUUCCUUUCCCCCAUCUGAGACCUCCCUCGGGCCUUUUGUCUUCCUCCCAUUGUGGCCGGCCUGGGGUGCUGCGGAGGAAUCUUACUCAAAGAACCACCCAUUUGCUUGGGAGGGUGUUUGUAGGCUGACGGCGUCUACACCCCAACUAUGUUCUGCGGUGGGGGGAAGGAAGGAAGUGGACUUUUUGUUCAACGCCAGCCUGCAAAAUACCCCGCCUCACCCUACGCACGAGCCCAGCCCUCGCUUGGAAGGGGUGAAUCUGUGUCCCGGCUGCACCACUUCAGAAUGCAGGGGCAAUUUGCGUGUGGAAUUAAGUUUCCUUUCAAAAUCUAUUCCCUGCGUGUAAACAAGUAACCCUGUGCACGCUUAGUGCAAGCCUGCCCUGCUGAACUCUGAAGGGUUUACCUCUGAUGAAGCAUGUGUAUGAUUGCACUGCACUUGAUCAGGGGAAGGAUUCUGCUUCCUGACGUGGGAUGGUGUACAUACCAUAUGUUUAAAGCACAUCCCUUCAUACCCCAAGAACCCAGCUUUUAAGGAUAUUGUUUAUUGUAAAUUUUAUGCUUGGCACCAUGUGUUUUCUUAGGAUUCCUCAGAGUCCAAUGUGGCAACCAGCCCUGCGCACAGCUCUCGUAGGGGAGAAGCCUUCACUUCCAGUCCCGGGAGAGAUCUGCCCCCCUUUGAGGAUGAAUCUGAAGGACUCUUGGGAACAGAGCAGCUCCCUGAUGAAGAAGAAGAUGAUGGAGAAGAGCUGUUUGGAGAAGGGAUGGAAAGGUAGGAGACUCGCUCUCCGGUGGCCAAAUCCUCCUGUGAGAUUUAUCUUCUGUUGUGGCGGAAUUCAGGUGAUACACCUGCAGUUGUUAUUCCACGCAAAAAUGGCAAAUGUCGUACAGUUUGUGCCUAUGUGCCUUGCGUUUUUCCUGGGUAGGUGCUGUGCACCAGACUCCUUUAAGAGGAGCUUGUGAACAGGUGCUUGUGUCUGCUGUAAAUUUAAGUGAGGUAUACAGAUGAGUCACGCACGCUAUGCAGAUUGAUUAACUGAAGAAUGUGCGUGUCUAGGGACUACCGCCCUAUUCCAGAGCUUGAUCGCUACGUACCUGAAGGCAUGGCCACGGAUGAUGAAGAUGUGGAGGAACUGACUGCCAGCCAAAGGGAAGCAGCAGAGAGAGCAAUGCGGCAGAGGGACCGUGAGAUGGGCCGUGGUCCUGGCCGCAUGCACGUUGGUAUACUUUAUGGUAUGUAUUUGCAGCUUAAUAGCAUAAGGAAAGUCCUGCUUGAUCAGAGCAAAUGCCCGUCUGCUCCAGUUCCCUUUUCUGAUAGUGGCCAGCCAGAUGCAAGAGCCAAUGGCUGCCAUUGGUUCCCCAGCAACUGGCAUUCAGGAGUAAUUGUGCCUAGUAGCUGUUGAUACCGUUGGCCUCUAUGAACCUGUCUAAUCCCCUUUUAAAGUCAUCCAGAUGGGUGGCCAUCACAUUGUUGUAUCUUGUGGUGGUGAAGUCUAUCAUUCCAUUGUGUACAGUUUGAAUAAGUACUUCCUUUUCUCUGUUGUAAAUCACCCACCGUUCAGUUUGUUCGGAUGACCCCAGGUUUUAGCAUUAUGAGGUGGGGAAGAAAACCAUCUAUAAAGCUUGUUUCUAUUUGCUUGAUAGCUUAUACCUGUACAAUGCAUCUUCUGAAGAGCAGCUGGCUGGCACUUCUAUUUGUAUAAAUUUAUAUAUUAAGAAUAUUUGUAGGUUGCCCUUCGGCAAUGCUUUCAAAAUGAUUUACAGUGACUCAGUUCAAGUGUAAUGCAGCAGCAGCAAUACCAGAGAAAGGAGCAAAGUGGCUGCAGUGUCCUCUCCUGGAGGCCAUGCAAUAGUUUGCAUUUAGAUCUUUCAGAUAGGAAACAUUUUUAAAAUGAUCUUUAAAAUUCCAAGAUAUUGAGCGAUAGCAGAGCAAUUUUAGGCUGUAAUCCAGUGUGCACAUAACCUAUUGAGUGCACCAAGACUUACUUCCACAACGGGUGACGCUGUGGUCUAAACCACUGAGCCUCUUGGGCUUGCUGAUCGGAAGGUCAGCAGUUCGAAUGCCCACAAUGAGGUGAACUCCCAUUGCUCUGUCCCAGCUUUUGCCAACCUAGCAGUUCGAAAUCAUGCCAGUGUAAGUAGAUAAAUAGGUAAUGCUGCAGCGGGAAGGUAAACAGUGUUUCCGUGCACUCUGGCACUCGUCACGGUCCUCUGUGCACCAGUCACGCCUUAGUCAUGCUGGCCACAUGACCCAGAAAACUGUCUGUGGACAAAUACCGGCUCCCUCGGCCUGAAAGCGAGAUGAGCGCCGCAACCCCAUAAUCGCCUUUGACUGGACUUAACCUUCCAGGGGUCCUUUACCUUUACCUUUUUAUCUUUUACUUCCAUGUAAACGUGCAUAAGAUUGCACUGUUAAUAUUGCGUGUCUCAUUUUGUAAGCAUGCAAGGCAUGGGUUCUAAUCCCAAAACGGGAUGUGAGGUCGUUAGGCUUGGAGCUGUAUCUUGUCACAGAGAUUGGCUCUCCAGAAUUGUCUACAUUAACCGGUAGCAUCAAAAGCCUUAUGUCUGAUAUGUCCUUUUUAAAAAACAAAACAAAACUUUUCGCCCUUUGGAAACUCCAGAUAGCGAUGAUGAAGAUGAGGACCGUCCUUUGCGGAAGAGGCGCCUGGCUGAGCGAGCUGCUGAUGGCGAGGAUGAAGAUGAAGACAUGAUCGAGAGCAUUGAGAACCUGGAAGACAUGAAAGGGCACUCUGUGAGGGAGUGGGUGUCUAUGGUAGCACCUCGGCUUGAGAUCUACCACCGUUUCAAGAACUUCCUGAAGACUCAUGUGGAUGACCAUGGCCACAAUGUCUUUAAGGAGAGGAUCAGUGACAUGUGCAAAGGUACAGCUGUGUAGGAAUAUGGGGAGAGGAUGGGGAAGAGCACCCAUUUCCUCAAUGUUUUCAUCGAUGACUGAAAUCAUGUUCAGAUGCAUCUCCUUUCUGAUCUGGUACCCACUGUUUUUUUUAUUAUUAUUCCCAGCAUCUUCAUCAGUGUAACUGAUUAGUGAAGUGACUAACCUAUAGGGCUUCUGCAGCUUUAAUUUCUAGCCUAUGCCAUACCUGUAUAGAUAUUAUAGAUUUAUAGUUCAGAAGUGAUCAGAUAACAAGAGGAAGAGUAGAAGGUUACACCUGAUAUUCAGAACGGUUCAUAUGCUAUUAGAUAACAUGAUAUGCAAUACAUUUAUAUGUUGUAGAAGAGGAUUUGUAAGAUCGUAGUGCUUAUUGUACAAGAUAUUUAACACUUUUUAUGAUGGGUUGGAAAAACUGAGCCACCAUUUGUCAAAAACGUACUUGUCUUUGUGUCUUUGUGCCAAAGAGAACAGAGAGAGCCUGGUGGUGAAUUACGAAGAUUUGGCUGCUCGGGAGCACGUCCUCGCCUAUUUUCUUCCAGAAGCCCCAGCGGAAAUGUUGAAGAUCUUUGAUGAAGCAGCCAAGGAAGUGGUGCUAGCUAUGUACCCCAAAUAUGACCGGAUUGCCAAGGAAAUCCACGUCCGCAUCUCCCAUUUGCCUCUGGUGGAGGAGUUAAGAUCACUCAGGUGAGCAAUUGGUUUGGUUUGGGGGAGGAGCAGUCCUGCUGAGACUUCUGGUGGAUAAGCUCCUUAAUGAAAUAUAAAUGGCCAGGAUGUGCAGACAGCCAGGCUUGCAAACAGCUACUUGCCUCAUCCCCUGUGACCACAACAAGUAACCAUUUAGUGACAGCAUUAGGGUAGAAUGUUAUUUGAGUGGUUGGGGGAAGCUCUGUGUUUGUUAAAUCUUCCCUAAGCGGAAGCAAACCUCUCCUUUUCACGUUACUCCUCCAAUCUGUAACAUAUUCCUUUAGAGGAUUUACUGUUUUCAGUCAGAUUUAUGUUGAAAUGAAUGUUUAGGAUUAGAAUUGUAAUUUCAGAUUCUGUGCGUGUUUAAAAAGAAAUUGUUUGGAUCCAGUGCAUUGGACCCAGGCUUUAGAGUAGACCCAUUGAAAUCAAUGGGACUCGAGUUAGAUCAUCUGAUGCCUCACUGAUUUCAGUGGGUCUACUCUAAGCCUGAGUAAGUCUGAAUCCAAACCUAGGUGGUGCAGAAAACUCAAGUACCCCCACCCAAAUUAGGAGAAUAUUUAAGGAGAUUGAGAACCUGUGUCGACCACAUGUAGUUGUGCUCCAGUCUUGAUUGGGAGGUGGAAGUCCCAGCAAAACCUGGAGGGCCUCCGCUGGCUCCUUUCUCCUGUUGUAAGACCUGCAUUCUCCCAUGCUUUGGAGACCAUGAGCAACCCUGAAGAAAAAGAGGCUCCAGAAAAAUCCCAGCCUAGAGAGCAGGCUACUGGGGGCAGGAAGAUUGUGAAAGGAGGGAAUUGGGCAGCUGCAAUGGAGAAGGGAGUUCAUGGCUUUCUGUACACCCAGUGGAUCAUACCUUUAUCUCCCCCUACCUCUGUGUGGCACCUUUGACAGGUGGGAGGGACCACCCACUGGUCAGUCACCUGACUUAAUGGUGAUAGGUGAUUGAAACCUGUGCCUCCUAAAAGGCCAAACGUCAGCUGACAGUUGGGCAUUUAGGAAGUGCUGAGCAAGGGGUCCAUAAGUCCUGUGCUUUGUGCUUCAGAAGAGCUGAGCCCCAAGGCUUGCAAAGUGUCUUGCACGGCGCUUCCCAAACGCCCAGCAACUAGUUGACUGCUGCCUCCUCAGCUCUAGUAUCCGCCUGGGAUGUUGUAGCUGCAAUUCUUUCCUUCUCACUCCUUGGGUGGCAAGACUUCUGAUGGUUGUGGUGUGUGUUUCGUUAGGGAGCUGCUAUGAAUAAGAACUUGUUUUCGUAAAAUAAUCCAUUCUAAGACAGUGAACCUGUUUUAAUUGCAUUUGGAUUGCCAUGAUAGCCUGCAGACGACUGCGGUUAUUUUUCACUUCCCUAAAGUACGGGAUCUAUCUCAACAGUUAUUUAUUUCGCUUUUCCUCUCAGGCAGCUGCACUUGAACCAGCUGAUCCGGACGAGUGGAGUUGUGACGAGCUGCACAGGGGUCCUGCCCCAGCUCAGCAUGGUCAAAUACAACUGCACCAAGUGCAGCUUCAUCCUAGGGCCUUUUACACAGUCCCAGAACCAGGAAGUAAAGCCAGGAUCCUGCCCAGAGUGUCAGUCUGUGGGUCCCUUUGAAAUUAACAUGGAAGAGGUAAGCAAGGAUUAGGGUGAUUUUAGGAGUCUGGCUCCUGCUGUUUUAUGUCUUAACAUGCAUAUGUCAUAUAUAGCUGGGACAAAUUAGCCCAGAACUCAGCUCUUUCUGCUUUGCUUGGAGGUAUUUAAGGAGAGACUGAUAAGUCAUAAUAUUCCAUUUGACCUAGUCCAGUAUACCCAGACUGCACUGCUGCAGGCAACCCUAUCCAUCACCUUCCCAAAGAGCGGUAACCUUAGCCAGUGUGGUGUAGUGGUUAAGAGCAGUGGACUCGUAAUCUGGUAAACUGGGUUUGCUUCCCCGCUCCUCUACAUGCAGCUGCUGGGUGACCUUGGGCUAGUCACACUUCUCUGAAGUCUCUCAGCCCCACUCACCUCACAGAGUGUUUGUUGUGGGGGAGGAAGAGAAAGGAGAUUGUUAGCCACUUUGAGACUCCUUUGGGUAGUGAUAAAACUGGAUAUCAAAUCCAAACUCUUCUUCUUCUUCAGGGAAUCUGGCAUGUGUUGGCACCUUGAAAGGUGGUGCUUUUGUUUAAAGUCAAUGGAACUUUGUAUAGUGGUGGUUUGCGGAGUGAUAGUCUGCCUUGUGUGGACACUUCACAAUGCAGUAGAUACAAGACAUUCUCUGUCUUUUUGCAGCUGCAUACUGACAAGGCUACUCUCCUGGAGGCUUCUUGUGUGGCUGUAAGGGCAAGGGGCCUGUCCUUGCAUGAAAGCAUAGAAUUCCAUACUAGUCCUCAUAAAUUCAGUGCUGAUACAUAGAAAACAUUUGUACCAUUUCCUUCCCUAUAGAGCCAAGCCUUACAAGGCUUUGGGCUUGCAAACAUAACGGAAAAAUGACCUAGAGAGGCCUGUUUGCAAUGCCUCUUUUGAUAUUGUGGCUUCCUUCUUUCCAUUCUGGAAUGUUGGUUGGGGUGUGUGUCCGUGUCCUUUUUGUUGCCUUUGACCUGCUGGCUGAUUAAUAUUGUUUCCCCACAGACAGUCUACCAGAACUACCAGCGCAUCAAAAUCCAGGAGAGCCCAGGGAAAGUAGCAGCGGGCAGGCUCCCUCGCUCCAAGGAUGCCAUCUUGCUUGCCGACCUAGUUGACAGCUGCAAGCCAGGAGACGAGAUUGUGAGUAUGAUGCCAGAGGAAGGAGAGGGAGAAGCCCAGAGAGACUAUGGCACUCACAAAAUCAUUUUAAAAAUGGUCUUGUGUAUAGAAUUUGAGAAGGGGGUGCUUGUCAUCUUGAUUAAAAUUGUACUGUGUGUAUGAAGCAUGCGCCUUAAAUCUGUCAGAAUGCUAACUCAAGGCUUCUUAAGCCCCCCGCCCCCCUGGUGGUUUUGUACAUUAUACUCAAUAGCAGAAAAUAAAGACCUGGGUCAUUUCCAUAUUUUUGCAGAUACUUUUUUUAUCUGCAUGAUGACACACGCACCUGUCUAGGCUUGUAGGCUGCCAACUCAGGUUUAUAUCUAGAUUCCUUGGAAAUUAAGACUCUUGGCAUGCUGUGCAGAACUUCAAAGAAGCGAAGGCGCUGUUGUCAGCAGAAUAGUUUAAAGGAAAACAGAUGAUGAUGGGUUUUUUCCAGGUAGAAGUUGCAGAUGUUGUGUUAAUAUGUCAUAUGCAUCACAUCUAUUAAACAGAACAAUAGUGUCCACGCCACUCUGAGGAAACUUCUUCAGACACUUAACUAUGCUUCGAACAGCAUCAAAUAGAGUUAGCAACUUGUUUCUAGAGCAGCUCAGUCACGAAUAUGUCACCAGGAUGCCAAAAUGCAUCUAUCUACUCAGCUUGGCUUUUCAUUAUCUUCAGGGGCUCCUUCAGUUGCAGGGAUUUGUCUUGGUAACAGUGACUAAAGAAUCUCUCUCCUCACCCCCCCCCCCUUUUGCCUUUCAGGAGCUAACUGGAAUAUACCAUAAUAAUUAUGACGGAUCUUUGAACACUGCCAAUGGCUUUCCUGUCUUUGCGACAGUGAUCCUGGCUAAUCACAUUGCCAAGAAGGAUAAUAAGGUGGCUGUUGGGGAGCUCACAGAUGAGGACAUGAAGGUCAUCGUAGGCCUGUCCAAGGAUGAGCAGAUUGGAGAGAAAGUGAGUUUGGAACCCAAAUUCACCUUGGGGUUUUUUGUUUCCCACUUGAGGACAGGGAAUGGGUUAACCAGUCAGAACCUGCAUGGAGGAACUUGGCAUGUAGAAGAUUCCAGUGGGUUGCACUCUCCCCAAAUAUUUUCUGUCACUCCAUUUAUUCCUCCAGCGUUUAGCUACGGUGUGUUUGUAUUUCAUGUGUGUAGGAGAAUUAUCGCUCCCCUAGUAGCAGGCUUUACCACCCCUUCACUUCCAUAGUCUAGCUAUUCAUCCAAAGGCAAGCAGCUUUUUGAUUCCAAGAACAGAAAGUCCCACAGGCUUCAAGUUAAAUAAAUAAAUAAAUUCCCUGCUACAGAACUCUUUUGGAGCAGCCACUGUGGUUCUCCCCAAAAAACUACGCAAAAUCAAAAGGUAUGCUCACAAUAUGCAGUUAUAAGGUGCUGAGUGUUACCUGGGUCCCCUAACCCUUUCUAAAUUAGCACAUAAAAAUAUGCACAUUUGUCAAUUUUAUAUCCCACCUUUCCUUCAAGGAUCUCAAGGUAGUGCGCAUGGUUCUCCUCUUCUCUAUUUUAUGCGCGCAACAGCCCUGUGAGAUAGGUUGGACUGAGAGACUGUGAUCCCUUGAGCUUGCUGGCUGAGUGUCUCAAACCAUAGCACCACACAUGCAGUCAUGUGCACCAUUGUUCUCUCUUACCGCUGCAUAUGGCUGAUCUUGCUAGGCAAGUGGAACAAGGGCUGCACCUCUAGAGCCUUUAAGCAGCUUUUCCUUGUAACAUGGCUGCUUCUCUUGCUACCUCUUUGUCAUCCAAGAUGACGUCCUGAAAACAGCUGCUGCUUCCCUUGCAGAUCUUUGCCAGCAUUGCUCCUUCUAUCUAUGGACACGAAGACAUCAAAAGGGGCCUGGCUCUAGCCCUGUUUGGAGGAGAACCCAAAAAUCCAGGUAGGUCAAAGAGCUUGUUACCCAAAGAAGCUGUCUGAUCAAUAUUACCUUAACUGCUGCAGAGGUUAUCUCUAUAGUGCUACAAGGAAAUUACACCGGAGAGGUGUGACUUGACAGUUUUGAAAGGCGACUCCUAAUUUUCAGUGCAGUUCACUCAUCUCGUUGCAAUCAGAAGAAAUUGGUUAGUCUCCACUUUGAACGUUUUGCAGAAGACCUUUCUGCCCAAAAUGUUUGCAAUAUACGGCAUGAUUCUAAAGUUCCCAGAACUUUUCUGUCCAUUGUCCAGUUACCUGGUGGCCUGGUUUUUAUUUCCAGGUGUCUGUCCUUCCCAGUUUUAUGGCCCUUGCGAAAGGAUACCAGCAUAGUACACCAUUCUGCAUUGUUUUAUCUUUUUAUUGUUGAAAUACCUCCUUCAGUAUUACAUUGCUCCUCUAGAGGGCAGCACUUGAGUUCCACAUUUUAGUGUACAGUACUGUACAUGAACGAUGAGCUUUUCGUUAGACUCGCUUUUUGUGUGUGUCGUUAAACGCUUUAGGAGGGAAACAUAAGGUCCGUGGUGACAUCAACGUCUUGCUUUGCGGAGAUCCUGGAACGGCCAAGUCUCAGUUCCUCAAAUAUGUGGAGAAAGCGUCCAGCAGAGCGAUCUUCACCACUGGCCAGGGAGCUUCCGCUGUCGGUCUGACCGCUUACGUGCAGAGGCACCCCGUGAGCAAGGAGUGGACCCUCGAGGCAGGAGCCCUUGUGCUGGCAGACAGGGGGGUUUGCUUGAUAGAUGAAUUUGACAAGGUGAGCGUUGAUUUGGGCACCAGGACCAAGGUAGAUUUUGAAUAAAGCUGCCUGGGCUGUGCAAGGCCUGUGAACCUGCCCAAGGCUGCAGACUCGGAUCUUUGACCUGGAAGCAAAGGAGACACCAUUCCUGCAAAGCAUUUAGCUUAUUUGUUUGUUUUUAUUUUGCAAGGUUCAUAUGCUGCUUGAUUGCAGUAAAACCUCAAAGUGGUUUACAAAAAAAAAGAAUAAAACAAUAAAAUUAGCAGUAAACACCAACUAUUUAAAACACCAACUAUUCCCCCACCCCACCCCCCAAAAAAAUUAAAAUCGUAUAAGCAAUGGAUUACUGAAAGAUUUAAUGGUAGCGGAGUUUAGAUAAUUAAAAGGAGCUAAUUAAAAGGAGAGUAAAGAAACAAACAUCAGGAAAGUGGUGGGAAGUCAAGAAGAAAAUUUGUAUGUUAAAAAAGUUGUAUUAUUAUGAUAAAUGCUUUGAAAUAUUUUUGGAGACUUAAUAAAAAUGAUAGAUAGAUAGAUAGAUAGAUAGAGAUUAAAAUCAACAAUAAGCUGAAAAACCACAUCGAAACACAUGUCAGCAUUUGACAUGUCUGGAUAGCCUUGCCUAAACAAAAAUGUUUUUAGCAGGUGUACUGUGUACAUUGAAAGUGCCAUCCUGUUGUCAAUAGGCAGGGAGUUCCAAAGAGUGGGUGCUGUCAGUUUCUUAUGUGGUACCUGAACAGUGCCAGUUCCGCAGAUUGAAGCAGUCAGUGGGCAUAUAUGGGGUAAGGGUGGGAUAGAUUUUAAAAAUAUGAACAAUAAGUAAAAUAUAAACAGGUAGCACUAGCUUUUGAAUUUGUGACUCUCUGGGAAAAUGCUUCUCUCGAGAAGUUGGGAAGAGAAUAUAGUGCAAUGGCAGGGCACAUGGAAGGUGCUAGGUACAGACCAUGGACCUCUCCAGGUUGUUGUUUUUUAACGUAGCAGUUGAAAGGAAAGGCCUUCUGCCUGAGACUGGAGAGCCACCAAUGGUGCUCAAUGAACAGAUAGCCUGGUCUGCUAUAAGCCAGUGUCCUAUGGGGUUUUCUGUCCUAGAAAAUUCCUAAAUGGGUAAAUAGCUAAACAUAGUUGCUUGGAGGCUUCUGGUGAUGUCGCUCUUUAUUAUAAGUAUUCAGGGGUUGAGUUGCUUUGAUAGGUGAAUGCCUUUGUCUUUCUUCAGAUGACUGAUCAGGACAGGACCAGCAUCCAUGAAGCCAUGGAGCAGCAGAGCAUCUCCAUCUCCAAGGCUGGCAUUGUCACAUCUCUGCAAGCUCGCUGCACCAUCAUUGCUGCUGCCAACCCCAUAGGUAUGAGUCAGGGGUGUAGGAAGCUGUUGCUAUUCCACAGUUGCUCAAAAAGACGCACGCUGUUGGCUUUACAGCUGCCUUGUUCUUUGGAUGUUCUGCUGCGUGUUUGUAGGUCUGGCGAGGGGGAAAGGAAUCUGUGACUGUAAUCAGGGGUGCAAAGAUGAAUCGGUACCACGAAAGGGGGAAAGCAUUGGUCUUUGGGUUCAGCAGCUCUUUCUAAUUCGCUAUCUUUCCUUCUAGGUGGGCGCUAUGACCCUUCCUUGACUUUCUCAGAAAAUGUGGAUCUGACUGAGCCCAUCAUAUCUCGGUUUGAUAUCCUCUGUGUGGUCAGGGACACAGUGGAUCCUGUACAGGUAUGAGGCUUUGCAAGUUCUUUAUGACCUGAGCAAGGCUUGAGGACUGAUUCGCCAAGGGGCUACCAACUGGCAUAGUUUUAUGAAGGAGCAGUGAUAAAUUCUGCAUCCCAGCAGCCUUGUCCCUUGAGGACACUUUGGAUGAACGCAGCUGCUUAGUAACACGGUCCAGCUCUUGCAUAUCUUCAGCCCAGGGUUGCCCUUUCUCUUUUCCUCUACGUUGCAAGUUGCUUGGUGUAGGUUUUUAUCUUUUGGGACUUCUAAAAGACGUGAUUUCAUUGCCUGUUCCCUCUUCAAUGACUCGUUGCAGGACGAGAUGCUGGCUCGGUUUGUUGUCGGCAGUCACAUCAAACAUCACCCCAACAGCAAGGACGUUGCGAACGGAGACUCCCAAGAGAUUGUCCUCCCAAAUACUUAUGGCGUGGAACCCAUCCCGCAGGAGAUCCUGAAGAAGUACAUUAUUUAUGCAAAGGAAAAAGUCCACCCAAAACUCAACCAGAUGGACCAGGACAAAGUUGCCAGGAUGUACAGUGAACUCAGGAAAGAAUCCAUGGUAAGCAGACAUGGCAGGAAGUAAGGCGAUAACACAGGGCAGAGGCGCCUCCAUGCCUUGCUCUGCUACCUAAAGAUGCAGGAAACUGAAUUGUUGGGCCUUGUGCAGAUGAUACCCCUCUCACCUGACAAGUGAAGCAGCUCCAAGGCAGCCCUGGAGCUCCUGUGUCUUUUUAGAAGAGUUUUAUCUGCUAAAUCAUCCAGCUAGGAGGUUGCGCGUCUUCUGCGCAUUGCAGUUUGUCUGCCAGCAGAUGGUGCACUCUAUCUAGUUGUUGGUAGCAUUGAACUAAGGCAGUGUCCACAAAACCCACCUAGGCAGUCUGCGGCUCCAUUCACAUAACAAAAAACUACCAUAGAAAUAGCCCCCCCCCCCAAAGCCAACAGCCACAGAGGCUCUGUAGGACAAUUGGGAAGCACUGAACUGAGGUGUGCUGGAAGAAUUCGUUCGCUCCAUGUUUUUAAUCAAAGUCCUGUUCCCAGAGGAUCUUCGUAGAAUGGGGUGUUACGGCUCAGUCAACACUUUGCCAGCUUUUUUUCUUCUGUCAGCUUACAGUUUUGCACAGCGAUCAAAGGGCUGCUUCUCAAGUUUAAAUGUCUCCCUGCCCGCCUUGCAGGUGACAGCAGCUUCAAGCAGCUAGGAAGCCUGAUAUGAUUUCUGCUGAGGCCUUCCAAGUGGGGCCUCAAGUGAUGGCUAAUUGUCCUCCCAGGACCUCUUCCCCUUCCAUCUCUUAAGUGGGAUUUACUGCAAUUGGCCAUCUGUUUUGAAAAACAGGGAGAACAGUGCAUUACUGGCCCCAGAGUCACUUCUGGGCCACAUUUGACACACCUGUGUGGUGACCAUUGGCCUUCUCUAUUCGCUUGGCACUGCUGUCAAUUGUGAGGGAAAAAUUAUUUUUUGAACUGAAAAGUUGUGUGUGUGAAGUUUAAUUUCGCUGAAGUUUAUCUACAGCACAUGAAUAAUAUUUUUGAGCAUGCAGCUCAAGGGCAGCUUGAAAGGCAGCCCUCUGGUUAUCUCAUAAAACAGUUAGUGUUACUGGUUUUAUUUCUGGGUUUUUUUGUGCGGGUUUUAAAAAAAAUCUCAAACUGAGGGACUGAAUGGACAAGAGUGAUGUGGAACACGCUUGUUUUGAUCCAAGCUUUAAUCCUCCUUAUUCAUUAUAUUUCUGCUAAUCUCCCUGUGCUCUUUAUAUGUCUUUCACUGUGUUUUAACUGAGUUUGUCCAGCUUCUACAAUAUACUACUUCACAGCAGGCAAAAGGGGCUUACUAACUGAUACGUUGCCGACAUACAUAGGCAACGAGGUCAGAAGCAAGCUCUUCGCAAGUUGGGAUGCUCCUUCUCUCUCCCUGCAGGCGACAGGAAGCAUCCCCAUCACCGUGCGUCACAUUGAGUCCAUGAUCCGGAUGGCCGAGGCCCACGCCCGCAUGCACCUGCGGGACUACGUAGUGGAGGACGAUGUCAACAUGGCCAUCCGGGUGAUGCUGGAGAGCUUCAUUGACACGCAGAAAUUUAGUGUCAUGAGGAGCAUGCGGAAGGUAUGUGAGGCUGCACUUGUGGGCUGCGUAGAUGGGAGGUCCUCAUUUUCUUUCCUUUUUAAAGGAAUAUGGGGUCAACAACUGACAGCUCCAGAACUUCAGUGUAAUUGGGGUACAGGACUAGACCCAAACAGUGGCUCAGUUCUUUGUACAUGUUUAUAUUGGCCUCAUUGGAUCUACUAACUAGGCAGACUGAAAACAGCUAGGGGUGGUUAGACUAAAGACCCUCGUUAUUUUUUUUGAGAAGUCAAAGCCCCUAGAGCAGAUGCAUUGAUUUCCUGUGUCAGUAGCCUGAGCCUAUGAAACAAAAGAACAAGAGAUCCCAUGCAAGUGACUUUCUCCAUUCACUCUCCUUUGCAGUAGGAUAUAUAUACAGUGGUACCUCUAGUUGCGUGCACCUCUGGAUACGUAUCCUUCAGGUUAUGCACGCGGCAAACCCGGAAGUAUUUUUCCAGGUUUCUGCGCAUGGGCAGAACAGGCACCUCCAAUUGCGAAAACCUUGGGAUCUGACUGGAGCUCUGGAACGGAUCCUGUCUGCAACCGGAGGUACCACUGUAGUCCCCUUUUACGUUGCUUUCUCUUGGUAGCACCAGGGGAUAGGACAAGUCAAAUGACUUAACAGCAGAGUGUUAAUGUCACAACUGGUGGAUAUAGGAGGAUAUUCCAGAAUGGCGGAAAAUAGGUGGGCUAAGUGCAGCAUAAUGUGGAACCCUUUUGAUUAGUGGCAGGGUUUUCAGGGUGAGUGGGAGGUCAGCCAAUGUCAGUGGCUCUCCCCUUAAAAACUCAGUAGCCAGCCUUCUCCAAAAAGUCCAACAUUUUCUUCCUCAGAAAGCCUGUUCUGAGGUAUUUUUCUGUGGUCAGUGGAUGAUUCCUUUACUUAAAAUGUCGUCAUCACUGGAAUGUACCCCCCCACUCCUUUCAAUCUGUGUGAUGGUCUUGAUGACUCUCCCAACCUUGCUUCCUGUUUUUCCUGCACAGACUUUCUCCAGGUACCUCGCCUUCAGGCGAGAUAACAACGAGCUCUUGCUGUUCAUUUUGAAGCAGUUGGUGUCGGAACAGACAAUGUACCAGAGGAAUCGCUACGGGGCUCAGCAAGAUACCAUUGAGGUGCCGGAGAAAGAUUUAGUUGAUAAGGUAUGUGGGUGACUUUCCCCCAACGUACUUGCUGUUCUUGGGAGCCUAAAUACCCUUCUGUGUUUCCUUUCUAAGCUUUGGGCAAAUGGGCUGUGAGCAUCAAUUGUUGCAAGGGGAAGUAUAAUACAGUAGCACCAGGCAAGCCUUUGGGCUUCAGCCUCUGCAACAACUUCUCUGGACAUUGCACACAUGUCUUGAAGCUUUAAUGCAGGGGAUGGUGAAGCUGCGACCCUCUACGGUGUUUCUGAACGACGGUUCCCACCAGCCACAGUUAAGUGUUGCCCAGUGGUCAGAGAAGUUGCAAUCUAGCUGUCCUUGGAAAAAGGACCUCUACGCGUAGAGAUAAAGAUCAAGGAAACUAUAGAGGUGUCACGUUCAUUUAGUAGCAUUACAUCCUCGUGGAUAAAAUGUCCAAGUCCAUCUAGUCUACCAGGUGUUCCUGUGAGAGAGGAGCUAAAAGUCUGCACCCUUUCAGGUACAGCUGUAGCGAUCACAGAAACAAAUUUAAUGUAAAGCAGAGUCUUAGUGGCUACCAGCCUGGUGGGCUGUUUGCUCCCUCCACUGCUGGAGACAGCAAUGCUUCUGAAUGCCUGUUGCUUGAAACCACAGGAGGGGAGAACGCUGUUGCACUCAUGUCCUGCUUGCAGGCUUCCCAUAGGCAUUUGGUUGGCCACUGUGAGAACAGGAGGCUGGUGUAGAUUGGCCUUUGGCUUGAUCCAGCAGAGCUGCUCUUCAAAGAUGAGGCAAAUACAGUUAUUGUGUCCUUAACUGUUCAGUCAUCUCCGUUUCUGUUCUCCUGGUUGUUGUUUUUUUGCUAGACAGAUAUGCAUCUAUGAUUAAUCUGUUCUUGAUUAAACUCUUUGCAGCUUGUGGAAAAGUCUGGCAAACACAUCUCUUUAAAUUAUUCUCCUCUCUCUGCCCCCCACCCUCCUCCCAGGCUCGCCAGAUCAACAUCCACAACCUUUCUGCCUUCUACGACAGUGAAUUGUUCAAGAUGAACAGGUUCAGCCGCGACGUGAAGCGGAAACUGAUUGUGCAGGCAUUCUGAGGCCAGCAAAUUCCUGAGUGGCUCCGGAUAAUAAGAAUUUAGAACUGUGCUUCCUCCAGCGGUGCAGUGGUACACAGGCUGUUGCAAAGCAGUAUCACAGGGAAGAUCUGGAUUAUCUGCUACGAAGGGCUUGUGCAUAGAAUAGAAUGGAGCCAAAUACUCAAACUCCUAAGCUUAAUUGUAGCUGAGCUUGCUGGAUGAAAUGUUGCAGGAAUGGUUUCCUGCUGCCCCCUAAGUUUUUGAAAUUUAACUCCACUUGGGCAGGUUUUUCUUCAAAUUACCUUCCUAGAUUGAUUAAACUUUAUCGGGUAGGGGUUGGGCACCCAGUGACCAGGCACUGUUGAAUUCUAACUCCCAUAGUCCCUGACCAUUAGCCGUGUUAUCAGGGACUGAUGGGAAUUGGAAGGCAACAUUGGGAGAGCCACAGGCUAGCCAACCUUGUUGCAAGGUUCCUCCCUUCUGUAACUGGGAAUGACUUUGUUUAAGCUAUCCAAACAAGCAGAGGGAACGUAAGCGCAAGUUGUACUCCAUCUCUCUCCAUUUAUUAUACAGUUCAAAGCUGAGCACACAAACUUUUCACACCUUGAAGAAAUGUGUUGUUUCUGCACAUGAAGAUGGCUCAUUAAUCUUCUACAAGGUAGUGGUGUGUAGACCCCUCUUCAGACACAUGAAAACAAACAGGCAAAGCAUUUUCCCUCUUGAUUUGAACGUAUAGAUAACGUUCAUAAAUUGUCAUUGAAUUAACAGUUCCUGAUCUAUUGUAUGUAUGAAAAGCCCAAGUGGUGUGUUCAGAGACAGAUUUAUUUUUUUUUUUUUUUAAAGCAAUUUAUUGGAUUUUACAAUAAGAAUAAGUGUAAUAAACAAUAUAACAUUCGUCUU